AUGCGGCCGACGCGGGGCUCUAGCCGGCUAGUCGUCUCCCUACUAACACUGCUCGCGAUCGUUGUCGUUUGUGGCCAGAAUGCCGCUGCUGACGUGGAUGAGUUUGAUUGGUCGAGAACGAGUCAGUCUCUGCCGUGCGAUCUGGCAGAUGCGCUCCAGUGGCAGCCGCAUUUGCCGGCCGCGGCUCUGAGGCGCGCGGUGUCUUAUAAAGGGGAUAUGCUGCGACUGGACAUGUUCCUGUACAAGCUGGUGGUGCAGCGGCUGGCAGUGACGGUGGCAGUGGUUGGCGGGCCAGUGACGUUCCUCUCUGCGGGGCACAGGGGGCCGCAGCCAGUGCUGUUCAACCAGGGGCUGUACGGGACCACGGGGGAGAGGAGCCACUCUCCACCACAGGGCUGGCUUUCCGCCGCUCUGGACAAUCUCAUACGCGCCUUCCCCCCACGCCACCUCAAGCAGUGGCGCGCGCCCGGCCAAUCAAAGAGUGCUGUGGUGGCGGAGCCCUAUUGGCUCAUCAACCUGGGCCUGCCUCAUGGCAGCCUCGCCACGUGGGCGUCCUGUGAUGGAGCCACCUUUCUGCAGUCCCUGCCUGGUGACGUGGACCUGGUCAUCGCUGAGCUGGCGUUAUCUGACCAGGGCGAGGCCAAGGGGCAGGGCGCGGGCUCCUUCCUGCAGAUGUACGACUCUGUGCUGCAGCAGUUGCUGCUGCGCUGGGGGGGUGGGGCGCCUCAAAACCCUCCUCAGACGCGGCAGUGGCAGAAAGGGAGAGGAGGGCUGGAGGGAGUGAAGGCGGCAGCGGGGGCAGCGGUGGUUAUGGUGAAUUUCUUCUCCUUCUGCCGUGGCAACCAGGCAUGCAGACAGCAAGAGGACCCCUCUCUCUCCUUCGCUGACGUGGGUCCGUUCUCCUUCGGCCUGCCUCCCCACCACCCCGCCUACCCCCACCGGGCGCCAGAGGUGGUGUCAGAGGACAAUAUAACGGUGCUCGCUCAGUACUAUAGCCUCCCUGUGCUCUCCACAAGGGACGCCUUCUUUACCCUCCUGGGUCACCAGGCACCGGGUUAUCGGUUGAAAGACGUGGUCACCACAGGCCCCUCCAGCCUUCCACUGCACGUGGAGCCUGACACCCUUGCCUCCGCCAUUCCUCCUGCUGCUGCUGUAGCUGACGGUGCUGGCGAUUUCGAUGGCACUCUCCCCGUUGACUCCAUUGACCCGCAUGCCUUGUCUGGAGUCUUACCCACGGCACUGCAAGCGAAGACCAAGUACGCGGACGUCAUCACUGCUCUCUUCCACUCCGCACUCAAAGGCAAGUCGGCCUGCUCUCAGCAUCUAUCAAUCAUGGCUUUUGAUCCCCUUCAGUCCCCUCCACACCCCACAGGCCUGAUUAAGCGGCUGACAAAAAUCCACCCUCCUGCCCUCCCUGCUGCGCCCCCCGCCACCCUUCGUCUCAUCGACUGGCUUGCAGAGAUUCAUGAGGACAAUGCCACUCUCUCCCCCUCCUGUCGCCCCUGUUUCCAACCUCCUAACACUCUGUGUGACCUCUCCUCCACGCCCACAGGUCUCAUGGACCGACUGAGAGAGAUCCAUGAGGACAAUGCCACUCUCUCCUCCUCCUGUCGCCCCCGUUUCCAACCUCCUAACACUCUGUGUGACCUCUCCUCCACGCCCACAGGUCUAAUUGACCGGCUAGAAGAGAUCAACGCAGACAACGACACGCACUCCCUCCUGCCCUUUCUGCUGCGCCCCCCACCGCCCUUCUUCGCCCGCUGGCUCCACUCUACUGCCGCCUCUGCCUUCCUCCGCCCUGCCCUCCCCCAUGCCUGCUUCUCCUUCCGUCCCGGUGCCGUCGCCCCGCCUGUGCUGGGCCUCCAAGGCUUCAUUCUGCAGAGCAUUGGGCUGGAGCACGGGACGAAGGGAAGGGGUCGACCAGGACUGGUGGCUCUGGACGAUGAUUCAUGGGUGGAGUUUGUAAUCAACACAGCCAUCCCCCUUACAACAAGUUCCGGUACAAGCAACUUGCAGCCCAUCCAGCUCACGACAAUCCCGACCGUUGUUGAAAUUUCCUACCUCGCGCAUGCAAAUGGGUCGUCUAUAUUCGGCAAGCUACAGUGCGUGGAGGGUUGCAAGUGUACCGGCGUGGUGGUAACUGCACUCAGCGCAUCACCCGUCCCUUUGAAAGAGUCGCGGUUACUGCUGGUGUCACGGAACCAUGCAUGUGUGAUGAGAGUGCAGGGCAGCAGAGGGUUUCAUGUGUUGGGGGUUACUGUGCAUUCUGUGAUGCAGCAGCAGCAGGACCAGCAAACCCAUGCCAUGCGGCAAAUCAUGUAA
Molecule: messenger RNA, 2322 nt
Organism: Closterium sp. NIES-65
Lineage: Eukaryota; Viridiplantae; Streptophyta; Zygnematophyceae; Desmidiales; Closteriaceae
Source: the annotation of a GenBank genome assembly